Molecule: messenger RNA, 2220 nt
Organism: Puccinia triticina
Lineage: Eukaryota; Fungi; Basidiomycota; Pucciniomycetes; Pucciniales; Pucciniaceae
Exons: 6
Coding region: 1-2220 (739 amino acids)
Biological process (GO): protein deubiquitination
Cellular component (GO): cytosol; nucleus
Molecular function (GO): cysteine-type endopeptidase activity; cysteine-type deubiquitinase activity
Source: RefSeq, a predicted model, not a curated record
AUGGUGGAAACAACACCGAUAGCAGGGCCAUCGAUACCCCGCUCACUCCUUCUCAGCGGCAGCCAAUCCAAAAACCAAACUCUGAUCACCAACAACCCUGCACCGACGACGACGGGCACGCAGUCUAAGAAACUCGAACAGACUAACCACCAACUCCAGUCUGACCACAACAGCAAGCCCAGUUCUCCACCCAUCAACCACCUCGUUCGGAUUCGUCUGGCCGACCAUCUACUCGCUGCACCCGGCGUCUCGUUCGCUCGAUCCCUCUCGGCCUACUCUUCAGCCUAUGGGACCAUCAGAACCUCAUCCCCGAUCAUCCGCAAGAACCCCAAACGCUCAUCUUCCUCAUCCUCAAGCUCACCGCCCCCUUCCCAACAAGACUCACUACCCACCUCCUCAAACCACCCACAAGCCACCCCUCAGUCUCCAACUCACUCUCGAUCAAAAUCACUCUCCAGCUCCACCGAAACCCCACCCACUCUGCCACAAGAACAUCCAGCUCAACUCUCAGCCGACUCCCAUCCGCCGAAUCCUCAUCAGUCCCACUCAACCCCCACACCGUCCAUCACCCCAACACAGCCCCCCUCUUCUGCUCAGGUCGACCCAUCACCUAGUCUAACCACUCCUUCUCCUCAACCACCCCCGUCCAAUAAACCCAAAUCUUGGGCCGAUCUCCUACGCCGUCCCGAAAGCUCGGCAAAACCUACAAACUCGAAGAACACCCCCUCCAACUCAUCUCGUCCAUCGCCCAACUCGAGAGCAAUCGGGACCUCAGCCGAAAUUAUUAAACCAGUCGAUCUCAAUCAACCCUUACCUCUGUCCCAAAAAUUGGCUCUCCUCAGAGUCACCAAUCAGCCGUACCAUUUGAUCCCCCGAGGACUCGUCAACAACGGCAAUAUCUGUUUUGCCAAUGCCAUCUUGCAAGUCCUUGUUCACUGCCCACCUUUCUUCAGCCUUCUCAAUCACAUCGGACGAAUCGUUGCACACGACUUCAAGUCUCAAACCCCUCUACUCGAUGCCAUGAUCGCCUUUCUUCACGAAUUUCAAACAGUCGAACCAACAGAUCUACAACCGAUACUGGACUCGACCGGCCAACUCCAAAAAUACCAGCUUCCCGCUUCUUCAGCCACCCAUCUCCGUCAAGGCGAUCCGUUCAUAGCGGAAUCAGUCUGGAUGGCAACCAAAGAUAAUUCUCGGUUCGAUGCGAUGAGACGUGGUCAACAAGAAGAUGCCCAAGAGUUCUUGUGCUUUUUCCUCGAUUCAAUACACGAAGAACUCCUGUUCUUAACUAGCAAGCACGAUUCCACGAUCCGGUCCAAACUACAAAAAUCCAAAACAAAAACCUCCGAUCCGUUGCCCCAUCUGAGUACGAAUGAGGCCUUGAACUCGGGGGAGUGGCUCGAGGUUGGAGCAAAAGGCCAAGCUGCGGUAACAAGAUCAAUGGACGCAUGUCCUUCCCCACUUACCGAACUAUUUGACCUCAAGACUCGCUCGGUCCUUCAUCGCUCUGGUCAAAAGGAUUCGGUGACGUUCGAACCGACGAAUAUGCUGCAACUCUCGAUCGAACAUCCCUCGAUCACCACGAUCGAGCAAGCAUUGGCCCAUUUCUCGUCGCCCGAGGUGAUUUCAGAUAUGAUAUCCAAGAACGGCCAACGGGUCUCUGCCACCAAGCAAGUUUACAUCGAGAGCUUUCCGCCCGUCUUAGUCUUACACCUCAAGCGAUUCAAUUACAACAACAAGGAUGGAACGGUGCACAAGAGUAAUAAGCAGAUUCGCUUUGGCACCGAGUUGAAAAUCCCUCAGCUCGUCAUGCCGCCCGCUCAACGAGGCUCACAAAAUAGCCAAGAUGGCCAUGUCAACUUCAAGCUCUUCGCAGUUGUCUAUCAUCACGGGCCCCACGCUUCAGGAGGACACUAUACAGUACUGAUUCGUCAGCCAGUGAUCGAUCAUUGGAUUUAUAUCGAUGACACUCAGAUCACGUCGAUCGCCAAUCCCAACAUCAUGCUGAGUUCUACGGGCGAAAGUGGAAUGGACAGCCACAUCCACUCUUCAUCAUCGUCUACCAUCGGAUCGACCGAUCAGGCCAAUCAGGGCCCAGACGGCGCCCGCUCCUCGGGUGCUAAUGGCCACCAGAAUCACAUCAAUGGUAGCAGCAAUGGCGCUGGGAAGGGCAAUCAAAACAUCAAGACUCCUUAUUUGUUAUUCUACACCCGUGGAUAA